Messenger RNA from Cucumis melo (muskmelon), 2594 nucleotides. Its product is annotated as cation/calcium exchanger 4-like. The record is from RefSeq and is a predicted model, not a curated record. The transcript has a single exon. Gene Ontology annotation, biological process: monoatomic cation transport; transmembrane transport. Lineage: Eukaryota; Viridiplantae; Streptophyta; Magnoliopsida; Cucurbitales; Cucurbitaceae. Gene Ontology annotation, molecular function: monoatomic cation transmembrane transporter activity. Gene Ontology annotation, cellular component: membrane. The coding region runs from base 417 to 2339 and encodes 640 amino acids.
AAAAUCAAAGGUAUAAAGAUUCCGGGUUUUGGUUGGAAGGAAUUGUUUGAUCGGGUCGGGCGACUUCAGUUGGGCCGUCGUCCUCCGCCGUGCGUGUCGGCUACUCUUCCCGCUUUCAUGUCAUCUCCGCCAUUAAACUGGAUCACCGGUAACUUCUCCCUCUUCUUCAAUUUUAAUCCAACAAUUUCCUUGCCGCUUUUCUCCUCCUCUUGACCCUCCGCCAGAUUUCCUCGUAAAACCCCAAUUUUCCUCCUCUCACCGGUGACUUGUUUUCUGAUUGUUUUCCUGCAAUUAUAUUUUGAAUUUCAUCAUCCCCCAGUCUUCCUGACUUGGGUUUCCAACCUUUCGAAGUUCGAUUGCCUAUUUCUGUCAUAUUUGUGAUCUGGGUUCCAGUUUUCGGUUGCUAGCGGAAGAUUAUGACUAGAACGUAUGCAAUUUCUAGAACGAGAAACUUUCGAUCUCGAGGGAUUUUUCAUGGAAUUUUCUCCAUUGUGUUGCUUUGUUUAUACCUUGAUCAGGGAAAGUUCUUGAGAAAUCCGUUUUAUCAAAAAAGCACCAUUGAUGAUAAGCAGGUCGGGGUGAUUCAUAGGAGAAUCGCUGAAGUUUCUGCUUCUUCUUUAAACAAUACCAUUGGUGUUGAUGAAUCUCUUACAAAUGAUAAUAUCUCUUCGAGUCGUCCCCUAGCGUGCUUUGGAUUAUCCGAACUCAGAGGUUAUAAGAGCCCAUGUGAGUACUUGAUUGCCCAUCCUGAUUGCAAUUCAGGUGGAUUUUUCAAUUACAUCACAUUCUUCUACUGUGACUGUGAAGGUUUUAGACUUUUGGGUUAUGUGGCUUUGAUAAUUUGGCUUGCUGCUUUGUUCUAUCUAUUGGGUAAUACUGCAGCUGAUUAUUUUUGUUGCUCCUUGGAGAAACUUUCAAAUCUCUUGAAGUUGCCAGCAACUGUCGCCGGAGUGUCGUUGCUUCCUCUGGGUAAUGGAGCUCCUGAUGUUUUUGCUAGCAUUGCUGCUUUUAUGGGAAAGGACGCUGGUGAGGUUGGUCUUAACAGUGUGUUGGGUGGAGCUGUGUUUGUAACCUGUAUUGUUGUUGGUGCUGUUUCUCUUUGUGUUGCUGACAGCGACGUCAGGAUUGACAGGAAAUGCUUUAUCAGAGACAUUUGUUUCUUCAUGUUUGUCAUCAUCUCACUUGCUGUAAUCUUGGCGUUUGGUAGGGUCACUGUCGUCAGUGCUAUUGCGUUUGUUUCAAUUUAUUUGGUCUAUGCAUUUGCAGUUGCUGCAAAUGAGAUUUUGGAGAAGGACCCAACAAAAGUGGCUCUGAACUCUGUCACACCUUUACUUCCUGUAACUGGAAGCAUGUUCUCUGUUGGGAGUGAAGAGGAUGAUACUAUAUAUGCAGCUCUGCUUGAGACCGAUCCUGAUGGUGAUGUACCACAUCUCCAAAAUAAACUGCCGCAAUGGAUGUGGUCUUCAAAUGUUGCAAUCUAUUCAAAUCAGGCUAGUAAGGGCAGUGUAGAUAGUCCAAAAUUUUUGUGGGGUUGGAAUGAUGAGAAUACAUCAACUGAACACUCUUUGUUCUCUUGCUCCAACUUAUUUUCACUUCUCGAACUUCCAUUGACACUUCCAAGACGUUUGACCAUUCCCAUUGUGGAGGAAGAACGGUGGUCCAAAGUUUUUGCUGUUGCCAGUGCUACGCUAGCACCUAUUCUUCUGGCGUUUUUAUGGAACACGCAAGAUGAUCUAGGACCUCUGAGUGGAAAAUUUGCUUACAUUUUGGGGAUUUUCCUUGGUGGUGUUCUUGGUGUCCUUGCAUAUUUGUAUUUGAGCUCUGAUCAGCCACCUCAAAGGGCUUUGUUUCCAUGGGUUUUUGGAGGAUUCUUUAUGAGCAUUGUUUGGUUUUACAUUGUUGCAAAUGAGCUUGUUUCUUUGUUGAUGACAUUAGGUUUAAUUUUUGGAGUCAACCCAUCAAUUCUUGGUUUAACAGUGUUGGCCUGGGGGAACUCAAUGGGGGAUUUGAUGUCCAAUUUAGCCCUGGCAAUGAAUGGUGGAGACAGUGUACAGAUUGCUAUGUCUGGGUGCUAUGCUGGGCCUAUGUUCAACACUCUUGCAGGGCUGGGUAUCUCCAUGCUUCUUGGAGCCAUUUCUCAUAGACCUGCAGCUUACAUGCUUCCUAGAGAUAGCAGCUUGUUUUACACAUUGAGUUUUUUAAUGUCAGGACUUAUUUGGUCAGUUGUUGUGUUACCUAGAAAUGAUAUGCGCCCAAACAAAAAGCUAGGAGUUGGCUUGAUUGUUAUAUAUUUGUCGUUUCUCAUCCUCAGGGUGAGCACAUCUAUGGUGAAGCAGUGAUGCUGCUGGAAAUAAAUUUGAACUAAUCGUAGGCGUCUCAAUUAAAGGCAGGCCACUGUAACCUACAUUUUGUUUGAACUGUAGCCAAAAGUCAUGGAUGUUCUCUAGACCCAGAACAGUUAUUAUGACAAUAGAUGAUGUCGUAGGAGAUCAUGAUGCCUUGACUUUGUAUGGCAUCAUCAGCCUGUUAAUAUCAUGACUUGUAUAUCAUAGCAUUGUUUAGAGAAAUGAAGUUAAAGGUUCUUAUUACAAUCA